AUGCCAGCGUUUACCCCUGUUUCGUCGACUUCGGCAAAAAAAUCGUCGUUGGGUGUUGGCGGACCCACUGGGAACGGAAUAUAUUACCCAAAUGGGAACGGAUACAACCCGAACUAUGGUACAUCCUCAAACUACUCAUAUUCCACACAGUUGCUUGGUUCGGGAAAUCUAGGACCCAACGUGAUGUCCAGAGUGUUCAUGUCGUUCAGAUCCGGCAUUGAUUCGGAGAUUCGCUGGGCAUUGACCACCUUGUGUUCUCUUUCACUUUCACUGCCCAAUUUAAUAAACUUUGAAAAGUUUCCUGUACUCGGUAAUGAACUUAUUAAAUGGUUCACCAACCCUUUCCGUGGGUCCAAUGGUAAUCAGAUCAGUGAGAUGGAGCUCACAUUUGCUCUUGAUUCUGUGUUAACCUUGAGGAAUGCCUCACAAGACCUUAUUAACCAGCAAUGGUUAUCUCAAGUGAAAAACUUGAAGAAAACAAUAGUGACCGUGUUGAAACAGUUAGUAAAUUGGUUAUUGCUAGGCAAGGAUUUAUCUGUGAGUGUAUUACUGAACAUAAACAGAUACCACGAAGUCUUCGGAUACUUGUUAGACUUAGUGGAGACGUUGAGUUGCUACUGGGUUGACAACGGGAAGAACGAUGCUUUGUUCAAGGAAAUGUUGAUUAUUUUGGAAGAAUCAAAAGACAAGGGGGUUAUAUUAGGAGUAUUGAAGAGUUUGGGUAACUUAUUGAUCAUCAAGGGACAUUCAGCUGCUUUGGAAGAAGCUGCAACUGGUCUCAGCAGCGCCGCCGCGAGCGCCGAUGAUUCAAGCAGAGACCCUACCCCAAUUAAGCUGAAUUGUAUCGAUUCGAUCCCCAAAUCUACCCUCCACAAAAUAACACAGUAUCUCCUUUUAAAUGACUCUGAAUUAAAUUUCGCAAUAAUCCAAUUCCUCAAACAAUACCUUUCAUCAGAAGCACUUAAUGCCAGUUACCCAACGGUACAAGACUCCCAGCAAUACCGGUUAAACCAAUUAAUUGAAUCGAGUGAUUCCUUGAAGAUCUUAAUUCAAUCGCUUCCUCAGCUUAUUCUCCAAAGUCUUCCAUUAAACAUCCCCACUGAUAUCCCAAACCUUCCACCUACUAUAUUAAGCAGGAGGGCACUCCAUUCUAGUGUACCCACAAUUAUCCCAUCGCUUACGACGGAACUUUAUGACGUUAUAGUCAAGUUUCACGAACCAUUAAGAGCAUCUACAUGGCUCAGAUGCUGUUACGAGCCAGUAUACCAAGAAUAUAAUGUAGAUGACAAUUCAAAACAAUCAUCAGCAGCAGGAGGUGCUACGGGAGGUGUCCCAAUUCCUGGUGAAGUCACUCAAAUAUCGUUGUGGAAGGCUUAUGAAAAACAGUUUGAAAAGGUGUGGCAACCAUCCCAAGAGAAGGAUGUGAAAUAUCCCAAAUUGCUCCCAGCUGUAGACUUCAUUAAAAAUGUAAGUGCUGCUUUCCCACACUCUCAAGCCAUGGUGGUGAAUACUGAUGCAGUGGAUGGUGCACCUAAACGUAAAUUCAUAAUCAAGGGCAUCCAACCUAGACAGUUUGUGGUUAAUAUUGAUGUCGGGAACUACGAUGCUUUAAGACAAAAGCCUCUGGUGCAGUCACUUGAAAUUGAACAACAUUCGACAAAUUCUAGUUUACCUGUGGGACAUGUAGAUCAUGGGAAAUUCCACCAUAACUUGAAUGCUAUCAAUCUGAUUAUACUACAAGCUCAACAACAACAGCACCCAUUUGUUUUCAGAAAAGACCAAUUGCCAAUUUUGAACUUAAUCAGUAGCGAAUUGUUGGAAUAUGUUUUACUGAACACAACUGAAGAAGAUCUGGAACAUGCUCACGGUAUAUUCCGAUACGAAAAUUCAUGGAUGAAAGACUUAAUCUAUGCAAACCCGGGCUUGGUGGAUAGUGGGAUUUUGAAUGAGAAAUGGUUAGAAAUUCUUAUAUAA
Messenger RNA from Dujonia railenensis, 1974 nucleotides. Lineage: Eukaryota; Fungi; Ascomycota; Pichiomycetes; Serinales; Debaryomycetaceae. The record is from the annotation of a GenBank genome assembly.